UUUCCGUGCGCUGAAGGAUUCGUGCAAUGCAGUGUUCAUUUUGAUUGAGUCCAAAAUGCCCGACUGCUGUGCUGCAGCAAACUGCAAGCCGAGUACCGACCAGUCUAACGUUUCCUUCUUCAGGUUCCCGCUGGAUCCAGACCGAUGUAAACAAUGGAUAGGAAACUGCCGCAGACCAGAUCUGGAAAGCAAAACACCUGCAUUUUUACACAGGAACUAUAAAUUGUGCUCUAAACAUUUUGAGACGUCAAUGAUAUGCCAACAAAGCGCUCUUAAGUCCGUUUUGAAGGAGGAUGCAGUUCCUACUUUAUUUGACUUUACAACCAAUGAGGAGAUGGCACAAAACAGCAGCAGAAAAAGAACAAGAGAGAAAACCGAAGAGGAGACAGUUGUCACAAAGAAAACUAAAGGUACCACAGAUAACUCAAAGCUCUCUGAAAUAACAGCUGAAGUUAAUGUUGAGAGUGACCCUGUUGAGAACAUCGAAACGCAGAAUCAUCCUGUACAUGAUGAAUCAGAGAAGGAGGAUCCUGCUAUUUCCAAAGCUAAGGAAACUUUGAAAGACUACUUCAAGGAGACUUUAGCUUUAACUGGUUUCAGCAUCUGCAACAAUCCAACCCUCAACACUACCAAAACACUGGGAAAAGACCCAGCUGGGCCACUCUCUGUCAAUGCCAUAUGUGCAGAGAAGAUUGACCGGAGAGAAGUGCUCACCUUAGGAGAGGAUGUUAUGCGUGAAGAGAUUCGCAAUGGAUUGCGCCUUGCUCGCUUUUUCUCCAUACUUCUCGAAGACAAGAUAAACACUGAGGGCAAGGACCAGAUCCCUGUGUUUGUCCGCUCCAUGACAGGUGUAGGCUUCCCACAAAAGCACCUUAUGGGAUUCCUUCCCUGUGACAUUGACUCUGACAAUCUUUUUCUCAUGCUUAUAUCUGAGAUCCGCAAUAAGUGGGGCCUGCGAAUGGAGCACUGCCGCGGGUUCACAUACCUGUCAACCGGUAGCAUGAGUCUUAAAUUGAAGGAACUCGCCUGCAGGAUGCUGCGGGAUUUUCCACAGGUGGUGUUGGCCCCCUCUGACCCUUACGCCUUCAAUGUGUGGUUGAUUCGCUCCAUACCUAUUCUUUCAAUUCAAGAGGUUGUUGGUACUGUUGAGGAGGUCGCCGCCGUUAUUAGGCAGUCUGAAACUCUAGCGAAGAAGCUUGAGGCCAAGAUCACUGCUUCAUAUGGCCACAUCAAAGGUGAGGUGGACAGAGUCAAGGAUGCUUGCCAUAACCAUUGGGAAUAUGGCACCGAUGCUUUCCAGACAAUGCUUGAAAUCUUGGAGCCCGUUUUGAACAGCAUUGGAGAGAUGUGCACCAGUGCCCUUUCAGAUGUAGAUGCAGAAACUGUUGAAGCACUUCUAAAGCUUAAAGAGAAGCUAAAGAAUUUUAACUUCAUUAUUACUCUUGUGGUCUUGAAGAGCACAUUGUGCUGUGUAAGCAUCCUGAACCCCAGUCUCAGGGGAAUAAUCAGUGUCAGCAGCACUUUACAAUACACAAUCUCCAACGCCUUAAAGCUUCUCAACAAACAUAUGCAGGAGAUCGCCAUUUUUCAUAGGAAGUGGUUCUCUGAUGCAGUGUGCAGGGCUAAAAAGUUGGGCGUGUCGGUCAGUCUGCCAGAAGAUUUGGUGACAAAUGGUGAAGAUACAGAGAAAGCCCAGUCCUCCUUGGAGGAUUACUACAGGGAAGCACUGAGCAAGUUGGUCUUGCAAUACCUUGUUGAUGAAGUCAAAAGAGUCCUAGGUCCUGAAAUGAUAAGAAUCCUCAGAUGGUUGUCAUUGGUGCCAUCGUACAUGGCUGACCACAAUUUUAGCAUCCGUAAAGACAAAGUUGCUGAUGCUAACCUGAACAACUUGGCUCGACCUGACUCCUUUUAUGAUGAGCUGGGCUGUUGGGAAGUGAAAUGGAGGCAUGCUAGCAAGCGACGGAUUCUUCCCACCAAUGUAUAUGCUACGCUUAAGAUCCCAGAUAUUGGCUUUUACCCAAAUAUACAGAGCCUGUUGAGGGUGCUGGGUACCAUUCCAUGUAUCCGAGCUGAAGCAGAUGUGUAUGGGCAGUAUGAGAUGGUGCUUGACCGGUAUCGCUCUUAUAUGAAGGAGGUUCCAGCAGAAAAGAGACUGUGCAAUAUGGCCUUUGUUUAUGUGAAUCAAGAUGUUCACUUCAGCAUUGAGGAAAUGGUGGAGGCAUAUGUUAAGAAAUAUCCAGAAAUCCUUGAGCAGUUGCAUGAGGAUGAAGUGAUGGAAGUGCAGCCAUCAGUUCCAGAAACCAGUGCAAAUGACACUACUAAAGAAGAUAUGGAAGAACCAAGAGAGAUGACUUUAAAUAUGGAAACUGAGAUACAGAAACUGCCCGAAUGCGCAGAAACUGAUAAAGAAGCUUUGAAAUCUGCAUUACAGGCUGCUGUCACUGCAGCCUAUUGCAGGCAAAGCAGACAAUCCCAUGGUGAUCAAGAUCAAGAAGUGGAAUACGUGACCAAAUCUGAGAUUAAUGAAGUCCUUAAAGUGUGUGAGGAUGUUGUCAGGGAAAGAAUUCUUUCAGAGGUUGGCAAUGCAUUCUUCUCCAUUUUUAUUGACCGUGUUGUCAAGCUUGGAGAAACUGACUACUUACCCAUGUUCCUCAGAUUUGUUGAUAGUUUUGAUGUCAUGCGCCUUGAGCUUAUGGGAUUUGUUGAGGUGACUCUGGACACAGAGGCCAUGUGUGAACGACUUUUUGAUGUCAUAACUAAAGAGUGGCAUCUGGAUUUAAGCUACUGUAGGGGUCAAGCUUACCUUGGCUCUGGUGAAGUGUCCUACAAGCUCAAAGCCUUUGCAUGCAAAAUACAGGAGAAGUAUCCACUUGCUAUAUGCACACACUGCUCAUGUUACUCUUUCAAUACUUGGUGGUCAAGGUCAGUUCCUGUCGCCACAAUCGUCAGAGCAAUAGAUACUUUAGAGGAGAUAGUGUCGUUUUUCCGCAGCACUCCUACUCUUGAGAAACAAUUAGAUGAAGUCUUAACCAUUGGCCUGAGAGAGAGCUAUGAGAAAAUCCAUGAGCUUCAAGGAAAAUUCUGCUCCUCUUGGCUGGAGAAGCAUGACUCUUACGAAGUCUUUUCUCAGAUUCUAGAGCCGUUGGCAGUGUGUCUCGAAAAUAUUAGUAAUGGCACGCCACAAAAAUGGAGUUUGGCAGUAUCCAACCGAGCCAAGAGACUGCUUCAGUUCAUUCGGGACUUUGAAUUCAUUGUGGCAAUGGUUACACUGAAAAAUGCCUCGUCCUUCACUAGAGAACUUAGUGCAGCACUGCAGAAAGACCAUUUUAGUGCUGCCUCACAGCUUUGCCAGAUCAGUGGCAUUGUGGCCACACUCAACCGGGUGAAGACCAACAUCAAGGUUUUUCAUCAAAACUGGUUUGAUGAAGCUUGUGCUUUUGCUCAGAAUAUGGGUGUGCAGGUUAAAUUGCCUGAUAGUGUGACAGUUCCAAGGGACAGCAUCUUGAAGCCAGGUACGUACUACAAAGACACAACUAGUGUCCCUUUAGUUGACCACCUCAUAAACAUGGUAAAGGACUAUUUCUCUGAUGACCACAAGGAGGCACUAAACCUUUUGUCCCUGGUACCGAGCUCUGUUACUAUGAGCUAUGUUUUUGAAACCCUCAAGUCAAAACCUCCAUUGUACGUUGAUUAUGUGCGUGUUGCCGAGCACUGCUCUGGAAUACUGCGGCGAAGUGAAGCGGCAUACGAUGUAUCAAGACUACUUGAGAAACACCUCGCGUAA
This is a messenger RNA of Xyrauchen texanus (razorback sucker), 3784 nucleotides long. Its product is annotated as 52 kDa repressor of the inhibitor of the protein kinase-like. NCBI's taxonomy places the organism in Eukaryota, Metazoa, Chordata, Actinopteri, Cypriniformes, Catostomidae. The transcript has 8 exons. Bases 56 to 3784 code for a protein of 1242 amino acids. The record is from RefSeq and is a predicted model, not a curated record.